AUGGAUUUUAAUCCUUUUCGGGACAAUUCAAAGUUUGUUGAUCUACUUAAUAGUCAGCAAAAUGUAGUGUUUGGUAAUGUACCAGAUUGUGUAGACAUACCUUCAUCGCAAGACACGCCUGCAAAAGGGAAAGAACGGAGGGCUUGGACGCCAACUGAUGACCUUGUGCUCAUAAGCUCGUGGUUGAACACGAGCAAAGACCCCUUAGUAGGGAAUGAGCAAAAGUCAGUUGCUUUAUGGACUAGGAUUGCAGCGUACUUCUCGGCUAGUCCAAAGCUGGCUGGCUGUGAGAAAAGAGAGGCAGCUCAGUGUAAGCAUCGUUGGCAGAAGAUCAAUGACUUAGUGUGCAAGUUUUGUGGAGCUUAUGAAGCUGCAACGAAGAAGAAAACUAGUGUAAAAAAUGAGAAUGAUGUUCUCAAACAAGCCCACAAGAUCUUCUUCAACAACCAUAACAAGAAGUUCACCCUUGAACAUGCUUGGAAGGAGCUUCGAAAUGAUCAGAAGUGGUGUGAUGUUGCGACGUCUAAAAAGGAUGGAAACUGUAAAAGGAGAAAGUGCGAGGACGGUUCACAUACGGGAAACUCUCAAGCUAUUGGAACCGAAAAACUGGUGAAGAGGAUAAAGCCACCAAACGUCCCAUGGGUGUGA
Brassica napus (rape) is the source of this 648-nucleotide messenger RNA. RefSeq names its product glutathione S-transferase T3-like. The transcript has a single exon. Bases 1 to 648 code for a protein of 215 amino acids. The record is from RefSeq and is a predicted model, not a curated record. Lineage: Eukaryota; Viridiplantae; Streptophyta; Magnoliopsida; Brassicales; Brassicaceae.